AUGAUUGGAUUUAAAACUUUUCAUGAUGUUGAAUGUGAUACUAUAAACAUAUUGAUUAAAUUAAUACAAUUUAAAAUACUUAUUACACAAGAUGUAGUCAGAUUAAGCUAUUAUCGAAUAAUUUUAUUGUCAUAUUUACAUUUAUCACAUGAAUAUGAAUGGACUAAACAAUAUCUAAAGCAAUUUUCAUUAUCUGGUUUAGUUCAUGAAGAAUGA
Messenger RNA from Rotaria sordida, 216 nucleotides. The record is from the annotation of a GenBank genome assembly. Lineage: Eukaryota; Metazoa; Rotifera; Eurotatoria; Philodinida; Philodinidae.